AUGACGUACUAUAAAAGACGACCUGACUUUGACGUCACCCUACGGUCCGAUCUGGCACAAGACCUCGAUAUCCAGAUCAUCGAGGUGUCAAGACAAAACGGAAAAAGAUGGCUGUACGUGAACACAUACAACGAAGGCGGACAUCGGCCAGCCGCGGCAGAACGACUCAUAAACAUCAACCUCCCCCAAGACAUCCCAAUCGUAUUCACCGGGGACUGGAACCUCCACCAUGAGUUGUGGUCGUGCCCCAAUAAGAACGGAAACCGCCGAUCCAAUAACUUCGUUGAGUGGAUGACGGAGAGCGACGCAGGACCACAGUGUGUCCUGGUCAACAAGAAGGGCGGGGUAACCUUCACUCCACAUAACGCAACAAGCUCAAGCUCCGUGUUAGACUUGAUGUUCAUCAAUGGUCGAGCAGUAAACGACGACACAAUCCAAGAAUGGACAAUUGACAGAUCUAUGUCGUACGGUUCCGACCACCACGGCAUCCGAUGGUCAACAGACGACGGAAGGGAGGAGAUCGAGAACAUUACCGGGGUACAAUACAACAUGAAAGAAGUCGACCCCAUGGAUUGGACAUCGGCUUUCCGGCAGGAACUAGACGCCCGACGACUGGACAUCGACACGAUCCUGAACCCGGUCCAACAGGUAUCAAACGAGCAACUAGAGAGAGCCGCAACAGCCCUCACCAAAGCGAUGCAAGCAGCAACAGCCCGGGUGGCCAAACCGAAACGACAAUCGAAGAAAGCCAAACCAUGGUGGAACGACAACCUCCGAAACGCAGCCAACAACCUCAGCAACGCACAACUGGAACUGAAGACAUACGAAGAGGGACAUGGAGUGCGCUCCGCUGCUCUGAGGAGGAAGGUCAAAAAGAUGAGUAACUUCUUUAAGCGCCUAUGCAGGGCUACCAAAGCGAAAUGGGCAGUCGAAAAACUUCAAGAGGCAACCUCAUCCGACAUUUGGGGAUUCCGGAAAUGGUCUACGGGUGUACGCAACUACCCAUCACCUGCAAUCAAGAGGCAAGGACAGGCACCUGCAGUAACGCACGCAGAGAAAUGUGAGGCUUUACGGAAAGCCUUGUUCCAGCCACCUCCCCCAUUGGAAGAUGAGUAUAACCCAAAUGUAUCGGACAAACUGCCAGGCGACCUCGAUUUCCAGGACGUAACAACAGAAGAAGAAGCUCACAAAUAA
Molecule: messenger RNA, 1194 nt
Organism: Mycena citricolor
Lineage: Eukaryota; Fungi; Basidiomycota; Agaricomycetes; Agaricales; Mycenaceae
Source: the annotation of a GenBank genome assembly